Molecule: messenger RNA, 1650 nt
Organism: Penicillium psychrosexuale
Lineage: Eukaryota; Fungi; Ascomycota; Eurotiomycetes; Eurotiales; Aspergillaceae
Product: H(+)-transporting V1 sector ATPase subunit B
Exons: 8
Biological process (GO): ATP metabolic process; proton transmembrane transport
Cellular component (GO): proton-transporting V-type ATPase, V1 domain
Molecular function (GO): ATP binding; proton-transporting ATPase activity, rotational mechanism
Source: RefSeq, a predicted model, not a curated record
CAUGACCCGACCUACGCACCUCAUCACGUGCAACGUCACCGCCCAAGCUCCCCCAUCGAGACAGCUGGACCAACCCCCCAGUCCCACCUUUGCUCUAUUCCCCAUCCUUGCAAUUUUUACUCUGAAAUUCGCCCGUGGAGGAUCAGAUUCGCUAUGGCCGACUCUAUUGACCCCCGGAUGCCCUCCAUCAAGCCCCGGUUCCGCUACAAUACCAUCGGAGGCAUUAACGGACCGCUGGUUAUCCUCGACAAUAUCAAGUUUCCCCGUUAUAACGAGAUCGUGUCCCUGACGCUCCCCGAUGGCACAGAGCGCAGUGGUCAAGUGCUGGAAGCCAGAGGAAACCGGGCUGUUGUGCAGGUGUUCGAAGGCACUUCCGGUAUCGAUGUGAAGAAGACCAAAGUCGAGUUUAGCGGCCACAGCUUGAAACUUGGCGUCUCCGAGGACAUGUUGGGCCGAACAUUCGAUGGCUCAGGUCGAGCUAUUGAUAAGGGCCCUAAGGUGUUAGCGGAGGAGUACUUAGAUAUCAACGGCCAGCCUAUCAACCCCUACUCACGAGUGUACCCCGAGGAGAUCAUUUCGACUGGUAUCUCCGCUAUCGAUACCAUGAACUCCAUUGCUCGUGGACAGAAGAUCCCUAUCUUCUCCGCUGCCGGUCUUCCACACUCGGAGCUAGCAGCACAGAUUUGUCGGCAAGCCAGUCUAGCUAAGCCUACUAAGGAUGUUCACGACGGCCACGAGGAGAACUUCUCCAUCGUCUUCGCCGCUAUGGGUGUUAAUAUGGAGACAGCCCGUUUCUUCAAGCGCGACUUCGAGGAGAACGGCAGUAUGGAGCGUGUCACUCUAUUCCUGAACUUGGCCAACGACCCUACUAUUGAGCGUAUUAUUACUCCUCGUCUUGCCCUGACCACCGCCGAAUACUACGCCUACCAGCUCGAGAAGCACGUCCUGGUUAUUAUGACUGACAUGUCAGCCUAUUGUGAUGCCCUACGUGAAGUUUCCGCUGCUAGAGAAGAAGUCCCCGGUCGUCGUGGUUACCCCGGUUACAUGUACACAGAUUUGUCCACCCUCUACGAGCGUGCUGGACGAGUACAGGGCCGUAAUGGUUCUAUUACACAGAUUCCCAUUCUGACCAUGCCUAACGAUGAUAUCACCCACCCCAUUCCCGAUUUGACUGGUUACAUUACCGAGGGCCAGAUCUUCGUUGACCGUCAGCUCGACAACCGCGGUAUCUACCCACCAAUCAACGUCCUGCCAUCUCUAUCCCGUCUGAUGAAGUCCGCCAUCGGCGAGGGCCGCACCCGCAAGGACCACUCAGAUGUGUCUAACCAGCUGUACGCCAAGUACGCCAUUGGUCGUGAUGCCGCCGCCAUGAAAGCCGUUGUCGGAGAAGAAGCCCUCUCCUCGGAAGAUAAGCUCUCCCUGGAAUUCCUCGAGAAGUUCGAGCGCACCUUCAUCAGCCAGUCUCCCUACGAGUCGCGCACCAUCGAAGAAUCCCUCGACCUCGCCUGGAGCCUCCUGCGCAUCUACCCUAGGGAACUCCUCAACCGUAUCCCCAAGCGCAUUCUUGACGAGUUCUACGCCCGCCACGCCCGUAAGAUUCCUAACAAGGAUACCCGCGAUAACUCGCAUGAGAACUUGAUCGACGCAUGA